GAAGGUUUAUUCUCAGGGAUCGGCCGGACGGGGUGCACCACUGAGCUGAGGAUAUAGAAAUAUCCUGUCUGAGAACUCAAGAACUUUAGAGUUUGAGAGAUUGAGAGCUUCAUCAAAGCUUCGGUUUGAGAAGAUUGGAGUCUCAAUCAUCUACUCAAUAACUGUGAGAAACUCGUUUUUGGAGGGAAAAUGUCGACAGGGUUGGAGGUUACCGGGUUUUUAUUGGGCGUCGCCUCCUGGCUGGUAACGGGCACCUCGCUGGCUAACGACUACUGGAAGGUUUCUUCGUUUUCUGGAAGCGUGAUCAUCUCCAAUCGUCAGUACGAAAACCUCUGGCACUCGUGCGCUGAGGACAGCAGUGGAAUCGCAGAGUGCCGAGACUUCCAAUCUAUCCUGGGCCUAGAAGGUUAUAUCCAGGCAUGUCGAGCUCUGAUGAUCAUAGCUCUCAUCCUGGGUCUUCUGUCCAUGGUCGUCUCCAUGCUGGGGCUGAAGUGCAUCCGGAUCGGCAGCGCCAACGAUCAGACCAAGUCCAAAAUCGCCACCACGGGCGGCAUCCUCUUCAUCCUGGCAGGUCUCUGUACGAUGAUCGCCGUCUCCUGGUACGCAGCCAGAAUAGUGCAAGACUUUUAUGAGCCCCGAUACGGAGGAAUAAAGUUUGAACUAGGUGCUGGGCUGUACCUGGGUUGGGGCGGAGCCUCUUUGUCGAUUCUGGGAGGAGCUCUGCUCUGCUGUGCCUGUAAAGAUGCAUCUGCUGGAAAAUCCAAAGGAGCGUAUUAUGCAGCCGGCCAAGGCCAGAAGAUCCACAAGCCCAUCUCUGAUGUCGACACGGCCAGAGCUUACGUUUGAUCUUCUGAUCUUCUUCUACCAGACGUUUUUUACUGUUGUUACUCUGUGGUUUUGUUCUGACUCCUUAAACUCUAGGAUUAUUAUUGUAAAAGUUAACCAGAACUAGUCUGGAUCACUUUACCUAUCUCAAAUACUCAAAUAUUCACUCCAUUAUUAAUAUAGUUGUAAUACAUGACCUAGCUAAUGUUAGCUAACCUUAGCUGAAGCUCAGUGCUUACCUGUUUAGCUUCCGUCUUGUAGUCCUUCUAGGUUCUUAGCUAAGUCUCCAUGUACUAACGAAUGCAUUGCCGAUAUUUACUGCUGUUUGACUGCAAAACGAUGCAGAGGAUGUACGAAGAAUGCAUUUUAUCAGUUAGUAUGGAAAAUAUUUUAUAUAUUGAUCCUUUAAGGCUUAUUUUUCUCAUACUUUUGACUAUUAAAUACUUAUAAAUACCCCAUGUAACUUCCAAACAUCUACAUAAUAUCUAGCUGUGCAGUUCUCAGGAUUUGAUAUAGGAUGUUUAAGGGGUUAACCUGUAACCCAUUUUCUACUACUGUUUUAAUACUGGGUUUAAUAUGUGUAAUGGAUUUGCUGAUUGUAUCUGAAUACUGUAUGAAUUACAUGUGAAUUUCAUGUAAUUGAAUCUUGUAAUUUGAUUACUCUGAUUACUUUGUAUACUCUUCUGUUUGAAGUGAGACCAGUUUUUUUUUUUAUUAUAAACAAGUUUUACCUCAGGUUCAAUAAAGCUGUUUUAAAUUGA
Astyanax mexicanus (Mexican tetra) is the source of this 1586-nucleotide messenger RNA. It is a transcript of the gene cldn15la, whose product is annotated as claudin 15-like a. Gene Ontology annotation, biological process: bicellular tight junction assembly; cell adhesion. Bases 190 to 846 code for a protein of 218 amino acids. The transcript has 5 exons. Lineage: Eukaryota; Metazoa; Chordata; Actinopteri; Characiformes; Acestrorhamphidae. Gene Ontology annotation, molecular function: structural molecule activity. Gene Ontology annotation, cellular component: plasma membrane; bicellular tight junction. The record is from RefSeq and is a predicted model, not a curated record.